This is a messenger RNA of Octodon degus (degu), 1386 nucleotides long. It is a transcript of the gene Htr1e, whose product is annotated as 5-hydroxytryptamine receptor 1E. The transcript has a single exon. Gene Ontology annotation, biological process: chemical synaptic transmission; G protein-coupled receptor signaling pathway, coupled to cyclic nucleotide second messenger. Lineage: Eukaryota; Metazoa; Chordata; Mammalia; Rodentia; Octodontidae. Gene Ontology annotation, molecular function: G protein-coupled serotonin receptor activity; neurotransmitter receptor activity. Gene Ontology annotation, cellular component: dendrite; plasma membrane. The record is from RefSeq and is a predicted model, not a curated record. Bases 157 to 1254 code for a protein of 365 amino acids.
GUUUUCCUUUACCAAUAGAAAAUGAGACACAAGAGACUCUGUAGAUGAAGAAAUUAUAGCCUCCUCGCAAAUGAGAGACAUUCAAGGAUAUACAGCUUCCCACAGAAGGGAAAUAACCACCAGCUUCUCUACGGCAUAGACUGCAAGCAGAGAAAUAUGAACUUCACGAACUGCACCACAGAGGCCAGCGUGCUUGCCAGGCCCAAGACCGUGACUGAAAAGAUGCUCGUUUGCAUGACCCUGGUGGUAAUCACCGUGCUCACCAUGCUGCUGAACUCUGCUGUCAUCGUGGCCAUCUGCACCACCAAGAAGCUCCACCAGCCUGCCAACUACCUGAUCUGCUCUCUGGCAGUGACCGACCUCCUGGUGGCAGUACUCGUCAUGCCUCUGAGCAUCCUGUACAUUGUCAUGGACAGCUGGGGGCUUGGGUACUUCAUCUGUGAGGUGUGGCUGAGUGUGGAUAUGACCUGCUGCACCUGCUCCAUCCUCCACCUCUGCGUGAUCGCGCUGGACAGGUACUGGGCCAUCACUAAUGCUGUGGAGUAUGCCAGGAAGAGGACGGCCAAGAGGGCUGGUCUGAUGGUCCUCACUGUCUGGACGAUCUCCGUCUUCAUUUCCAUGCCUCCUCUCUUCUGGAGAAGCCACCGCCAACUCAGCCCACCCCCCAGCCAGUGCACCAUCCAGCAUGACCAUGUCAUCUACACCAUUUACUCCACACUCGGGGCAUUUUACAUUCCUUUGACUUUGAUUCUGAUCCUCUAUUAUCGGAUUUACCACGCAGCCAAGAGUCUUUACCAGAAAAGGGGAUCGAGCCGCCAUUUAAGCAACAGAAGCACAGACAGUCAGAAUUCAUUCGCAAGCUGUAAACUGACGCAGACUUUCUGUGUGUCUGACUUCUCCACCUCAGAUCCUACCACAGAGUUUGAAAAGAUGCACUCUUCCAUCCGGAUCCCUCCGUUUGACAAUGACCUCGAUCACCCUGGCGAACGCCAGCAAAUCUCCAGCACCAGGGAACGCAAGGCGGCGCGCAUCCUUGGACUGAUUUUGGGUGCAUUCAUUUUGUCUUGGCUUCCGUUUUUUAUCAAAGAGUUAAUUGUGGGUUUGAGCGUUUACACUGUGUCCUCUGAAGUGGGUGAUUUUUUGACAUGGCUUGGUUAUGUCAAUUCUCUGAUCAACCCACUGCUGUACACAAGUUUUAAUGAGGACUUUAAGCUGGCCUUUAAGAGGCUCAUUAGAUGCCGAGAGCAUACUUAGUUUGUAAAAAGCCAAAAGGCACGACUUUCACCCGAGCCUCUGCAGUACAUGGGGCCAAGGGUGCCACGUAUUCACUCUUGAGCAUACGUGCUUCUGCAGAGUUUGUAAGUGUGUGAGGUCUAUUUAUUUCUU